UCUGAAUCUGAGUCCCAAUGGCUGCUCAUUGUGCCAUCUGUAAUCGGUCUUUUGGCAGCGAAGAUGCACUUGCCCAGCAUAUCCGCGACUCUCCAGCACAUAUUCAGACUUUCGAGUGUGACACCUGCGAUCGGUCUUUUGGCAGCGAAGAUGCACUUGCCCAGCAUGUCCGAGACUCUCCAGCACAUAUUCAGACUUUCGAGUGUGACACGUGCGAUCGGUCUUUUGGCAGCGAAGAUGCGCUCGACCAGCAUAUCCGCGACUCGCCAGCACAUAAUGUUAGGUGUGACGCUUGCGAUAUGUCCUUCGACAGUCGACAUGCACUCAGCGAGCAUGUGAAGGUUUCAUCGGCGCAUAGAACUUUCUUUGAAUGCGACCUCUGUAAUCGGGGCUUUGGUAGCCCAGAUGUGCUGAGCAAGCAUCUACGAAGUCGACACAGGCUUCGAGAUAGCGCACACACUUCCUUGGACGGAUUUGUCGAACCGUCUGUCGAAGCGUCAUCAACGUACAUGUAUCCGCUACUUCAUCCACAAGUUGCAAGAGCGACGAUCGAACAUCUUCCAUCCAUCUGGUGGCAAGCAGAAGACGACGAGGGAAAUCUCAGCGACAAGAAUUUUGCGACAUACGUCAGGGGCGGGUUCAGGUGCCAGAACCAAUCCUGCCGUUCAUCCUGUUGGGGCAGUGGAAUGAUAGCCAUUUCGAUUAGGGGGUACGCGGGCGACGGAUAUAACGCGAUGGUGUUCGGUCAGCGAUGCAAGUUUUGUAACUAUUUGGGGAUUUUCUCGCUGGAUGAGCAGUCAUAUAUUGAUCGCGUCGCGUACAGGCUUAUGAAGUGGGCAGGCGUACCGAUGGAGCAACCAGUCUUCCAACAUAGGACUACACUACCACACAUGAAUGACCUCUGCGAGGCUUGUAGAUUAGGAGUUUGCCGUCAGUCGCCCUCUUGAUUGGAAUUUUGGUACAAACUCCUGAAAUGCUAUUGCUCAGUCAUAAUCCAAGA
This is a messenger RNA of Pseudovirgaria hyperparasitica, 1000 nucleotides long. RefSeq lists its product as uncharacterized. Gene Ontology annotation, molecular function: chromatin insulator sequence binding. The record is from RefSeq and is a predicted model, not a curated record. NCBI's taxonomy places the organism in Eukaryota, Fungi, Ascomycota, Dothideomycetes, Acrospermales, Acrospermaceae. Gene Ontology annotation, biological process: regulation of transcription by RNA polymerase II. The transcript has a single exon. Gene Ontology annotation, cellular component: chromosome. Bases 18 to 947 code for a protein of 309 amino acids.